This is a messenger RNA of Penicillium maclennaniae, 1401 nucleotides long. RefSeq lists its product as uncharacterized. Bases 1 to 1401 code for a protein of 466 amino acids. Gene Ontology annotation, cellular component: P-body. The transcript has a single exon. The record is from RefSeq and is a predicted model, not a curated record. NCBI's taxonomy places the organism in Eukaryota, Fungi, Ascomycota, Eurotiomycetes, Eurotiales, Aspergillaceae. Gene Ontology annotation, molecular function: mRNA binding. Gene Ontology annotation, biological process: P-body assembly; cytoplasmic stress granule assembly.
AUGCGCAAAACCGUGUCGAUAUUUUCCGUUGCCUUCCUUCUGAUUGAUCAAUUACCCAUUCUUUACCUCAUUGCACCUGUUCCGUCUUUAUCGGACAUCUUGCUGACUCGAAGCAAAAUAGAACAUGUCGCGACCGGGUCCCGCACCUGGCUUGGAGCAAGGCUCUGCUCCUGGCCUUCCUCCUCAGGGUCCCCAGGCGCCUCAGGGUGCCCAGCCGACACCUCCUGGAUAUCCCCAACAGCCGCAGUACCCCCAGGGCUUCUACCCUCCUUAUGGUGGACAGCGCUUUGGACCUCCUCCCCCUUCCCACCUGGUCCGGGUUUCCCUAACGUGCCCUACGGUGCGCCCCAGGGAUGGUACCCUCCUCCCGGCCACGGCUUCCCUCCGGGUCCCGGCCAGUUCCCUCCUCAAAUGCCCCUUGGCAGUUCUGGUCUACCUCAGCAGCGUCCUGGUCCUCCUGGCGCUGCGCCUGGUCCCAAGCCUACCUCGGAGCUGCCCGUCGGCGACAAGGUCCUCAGCAAGCCAGCUAGCCGAAAUGCUACUCCUGGUGCUCGCAAUGCUCCGACCCCACCGAUCGAGUCAAAGCCGUCAGUUGCUGAAGCGAUUCAAGCACCGACUGCACCUAUGACAGCCCAGCGGAGCGGUCGCGUCGUCCCGGCUAUCCCAAUGGCUGCACCCAGACCUGCUGUUCCCAUGAACAACGGAUCUACCCAUGGUGCUCCCGGUAACGCCAAUGCUACCUCUGCCGCCGCUGCCGCUGUCGCCGCUGCCAUGGCCAAGCUGCCACCUCCCGGUGCUCAGCAGAAGCCCCGUCAGCCCAAUAUGUCUGUCGACGCCAUGACCCAGCAGAUGCACGACAUGCGGCCCUAUGAAACUACUCGUGGCCGUGGUGGUCAUCAGCAUCGCGGUGGACGUGGAGGGCCUCGCCCUCAACACCAGCACAAGAAGAUUGAAGUCCCUCAAUCGGACUACGACUUCCAGACUGCCAACGCCAAGUUCAACAAGCAGGACUUGGUCAAGGAGGCCAUUGCUACUGGCUCUCCUGCUGCUGAAGCUGAAGCUCACAGCCACGAUGGUGAACCUGAUAUCGGCAGCGAUGCCGGAGCCGGUCACACAUCGAAUUAUAAUCGUGGAAGCUCAUUCUUCGAUAACAUCUCGAGUGAAGCUCGUGAUCGUGAAGAAAACGCGACCAACCGCCUCGGCGGCCGCGAGUGGCGCGGUGAGGAGGAGAAGCGCAACAUCGAGACCUUCGGCCAAGGUAGUGUUGACGGAAACCGUGGUCGGGGCCGAGGCCGCGGACGUGGCUAUGGUCGUGGCCGUGGAUAUGGCCGCGGUCGCGGCUACGGUGGUCCUCGUGGCGGUCGUGCUCCCUCCUCGACGGGAGUCCCCUCGCUGAGUUAA